Messenger RNA from Anisakis simplex (herring worm), 264 nucleotides. The record is from the annotation of a GenBank genome assembly. NCBI's taxonomy places the organism in Eukaryota, Metazoa, Nematoda, Chromadorea, Rhabditida, Anisakidae.
AUGUCCGUGCAUAGAGCCGGAAGUUUUUAUGGUGUACCGCAUUCGACACUCGAAUACAAAGUCAAAGAGAGGAAUCUGAUGCGAUCGAAGAAUCGGCAAAAAUUACUCGAUGAUGGUCCUGUAGAUUUCGGAGGCAGUGAUAAUGGUGAGGGGCAAACUGUUCAGUCGUCUCGCUCCAGCUCGUCAGGGCCGGUAUCAUCACCAUUGUCUGCAGAAGCCAUCAGAAGUGAUGUUCGGCCACACACGGCUGCAGUUCAGUCUUAA